AUGGGCUCCUACGAGCGGUCCAAGAUUCCACAGUAUCCCCCCACCACCUCCACUGGCCAGUUCCACUGUAGCAUCCCCACCACCUCCCACUGCCAGUUCCACAGUAUCCCCCACCCACCUCCCACUGGCCAGUUCCACAGUAUCCCCUCCCACCCACCUCACACUGGCCAGUCCACUUGUAGCCCCCCACCCACUGGCCAGCUCCACAGUAUCCCCCCCCCACCUCCCACUGGUCAGUUCCACUGUAGCCCCCCCACCCACUGGCCAGCUCCACAGUAUCCCCCCACCCACUCCCACUGGCCAGUUCCACAGUAUCCCCCCACCCACUCCCACUGGCCACGUUCCACUGUAGCCUCCCCACCCACCUCCCACUGGCCAGUUCCACAGUAUCCCCCCACCACCUCCACUGCCCAGUUCCACAGUAUCCCCCCCACCACCUCCCACUGGCCAGUUCCACAGUAUCCCCCACCCACCUCCACUGGCCAGUUCCACUGUAGCCCCCCACCACCUCCCACUGACCAGUUCCACAGUACCCCCCCACCCACCCCCACUGGCCAGCUCCACAGUACUCCCCCACCACCUCCCACUGGCCAGUUCCACAGUAUCCCCCCACCACCUCCCACUGGCCAGUUCCACUGUAGCCUCCCCACCCACCUCCCACUGGCCAGUUCCACAUAUCCCCCACCACCUCCACUGCCAGUUCCCAGUAUCCCCCCACCCACCUCCCACUGGCCAGUUCCCACAGUAUCCCCCCACCCACCUCCCACUGGCCAGUUCCACUGUAGCCCCCCACCCCUCCCACUGACCAGUUCCACAGUAUCCCCCACCCCCCCACUGGCCAGCUCCACAGUAUCCCCCCACCCACCUCCCACUGGCCAGUUCCACAGUAUCCCCCCCCACCUCCCACUGGACAGCUCCACUGUCAGCCCCACCCACCUCCCACUGGCCAGCUCCACAGUAUCCCCCACCCCCUCCCUCUGGCAGUCACAGUAG
Salvelinus sp. IW2-2015 is the source of this 993-nucleotide messenger RNA. RefSeq lists its product as uncharacterized. The transcript has 2 exons. The record is from RefSeq and is a predicted model, not a curated record. Bases 1 to 993 code for a protein of 330 amino acids. NCBI's taxonomy places the organism in Eukaryota, Metazoa, Chordata, Actinopteri, Salmoniformes, Salmonidae.